Vespula vulgaris is the source of this 3237-nucleotide messenger RNA. RefSeq names its product protein-L-histidine N-pros-methyltransferase. Lineage: Eukaryota; Metazoa; Arthropoda; Insecta; Hymenoptera; Vespidae. Gene Ontology annotation, molecular function: protein-L-histidine N-pros-methyltransferase activity. The transcript has 6 exons. The coding region runs from base 400 to 1668 and encodes 422 amino acids. The record is from RefSeq and is a predicted model, not a curated record.
GAAGGGGGAGAGAGAGAGAGAGAGGAAGAGUGAGAGUGAGAAAGAGAGCGGAGAGGAAGAGAGAGAAGAAGAGGUUGAAAGAUAGGCGUCGCCGUCGUACUUAUUUUUCAAACGCGUGUAUAUAACGUAUCGUCUUUCGUGACUGGUUCUCGUGUUCCUCGUCGCGGCGACGACGACGUCGACGUCGACAACAACAACACAACAACAAUAACAACAACAACAACAACGAUAACGACGACGACGACGACGACGACGACGACGACGACGACGACGACGACGACGACACGACGACGACACAACAAAAAGAAAAAUGUUCCCGUAUCAUUCUUGAUCGUCCUUUAAAGAUCGAGUACUUUGACUACGUUGUUACUGGCGUUGCUGUUUCUCGCGGUGGUGGACAUGGCGGGCAUCGACGUACAUCGUGUCCCCAAGUGCACCUGCGAGGACAAAAAUAAGGAAAAUGUAUUUGAGGAAGUGCAAUCGACGAGACGUCGCUUAGAUACUCGCAUGGGUUCAUCAACGAUGACAACAAAGAUGACGACGACGACGAUGACGACGACGACGACGACGACGACGACGACGAUGACGACGAUGACGACUACGACGACGGUUUCGAGAAAUUAUCGGCCACGUGGAAGUUUGGCUAGAGUUCUCUACGAUAAACAAAGAGCCGACGAAAGAUUAGAAGCAUAUGACAAAAGACAGUGGUACACGGUAGACACCAGCAAGAUACGAGACGAUUUGCUAAAGCUAUGGGUUCCUCUGGGUGCGGGUCCCUGCCGGGACCAGCCGGAUAAAGCCACUGAGAUUUUCUUGAUGAGAUCCACCGAGAGGUCUGACUCUUUGCCACUGCAAGCCUGGCAUUCGUUGGCAAGAUCGGCCCUCUCUUGGUUCAUCAGUCGCACCUCCAUCAAUGGAUUAUUAGGCCGAGGUUCAAUGCACGUCUUCUCCAGCGAGCAAUUCGAAAAAUUGAUGGAAGCUAGCGGGUUCAAAGGUCCUUGGAAUUCACUCGUAGAUUUGGGAGCUGGCGAUGGUGCUACCACUGCACACGUGGCUCAUCUAUUCGAUAGAGUAUACGCUACGGAUAUUUCGCCACCUAUGAGAUGGGCAUUGUCCAAACGAAAAUUCACAGUAUUGGACGUCGAUAAAUGGCACGAGGAAGCUGGCCCUUUCGACGUGAUCCUUUGCUUGAAUUUGCUCGAUCGUUGCGAUCGUCCAAACAGUUUGUUAAGACAAUUCAGAACGUCCUUGACAGCAGGAGGUCGACUGGUGGUUGCCCUGGUAUUACCUUUUAGUCCAUACGUCGAAGUAGGUGAGAGAGGUGAUCACAAACCAUCGGAGUACCUACCAGUGAAGGGAAAUGGCUUGGAAGGUCAGAUCGCUGGACUAGUCGACAGAGUCUUCGCACCGUUGGGCCUAAGAUGUUUGGCAUGGAGUAAACUACCUUAUCUAUGCGAAGGUGACCUGGGUCAGGCUUAUUACUUUCUCGACGACGUCGUCUUCGUCCUGGAAGUUGUACCAGUUAGUAAAAAAAAAAAAAUCCUGCGAAUUGUUGAUAGCGAAUGUCGUAGAAUUCGACUGAUCGAAGAAGGAUCUUUUAGGACACGGUGUACAACGAAUACGAAGAUUACGUUAAGGAGAUGCACGGUGAAACAAGGAUUGGCCUAACUAUAUGACGGGAACCUAGGAAAAGGAAAUAUUCUAUGGAUCUGGAUAACGUUAUAAAGCUCACGAUUGGUAUAAUAGGUGGUGGUAUAAUACUUCUCAGAGAUUGUACAAGCUGUAUCGUAUCGACCAAAGCUGCGCCGAUUAAUAAUACCAAUUAAUCAAUGCAACGAUAAACAUCACAAUGAAAGAAAGAAAUAUGUAAGCAAAAAUUACAAAAUAAAUUAAUCGAUAUUAGUGGCCAUUACUACUUUUUUUUUUUGGUUUCAAAAAUCUACUAUAAUAUAUUUAAUCAUAUCUAAUACAAUAUGAAACUAACAUGUGCCACGAAUAAUAAAUAUAAUAAAUAUAAAAAAAAUAUAAAUAUAUAUUUUAUAUAUAUAUAAAAUAUAUAAAAUAUAUAUAUAUAUAUGGAAUUAAAAAAUAGUGUGAUUACUUUUUUGUAAUGCUUCAGAUUGUUUUCCAUAUGGUUUGCACAUUGCAGGACGUAUACAAGCCUUCAUCCUGGCCGUGUUUUUUAUAACUUCUGUAUAAGCUCUAAUUAUCUUUUCUUGUCCAACUAAAUCAAAAAUCAUAAAAGUUAGCCGAUGUGGAAUAUUUAAAGAUGGACGGCUCGGUGGACGUUGUAUAUUCAUUUGGUUUCCACCACCUCUCAUUUCUGACAUGUCUGCACCAGUUCCGAUGGGUAAGUGCGUAUUAGGAUUAGCACCGCUUAAAGCCUGUUAUAAAAAGUAAUAAAAUAUUUAUUACACACGCGCCGAUCAUGGUCUUGUAAUAAGACAGAAAAGAUUAUACGCUUACCGGUUGAAAGUCUGUAUUAUGCGGAAAACCUGUACGUAAGAGGGAUGUGGUAGCUUCAUUCUCUUGAAUAUACGUAGGUGCCAUGUGGCCCAUCUUUUGCAUCUCGAACUGAUUCUUAUACCGACAAGCUGGAUUUGGACAAUUCUGUACAACCUCGAUGAUAAAUUCCUUCUCCAUUCCAAAAUAUUCUCGUCCGAUUGUAUAAGAUUCCAUAACGGCCCUAACUGUUCCCUCGAGUCCCAAAUGUAUACCCUGUGGCCCAGUUAUGUGCUUCAUCAUCACAGCAUUGGCAAAAUGUUCAUAAGGUAAUAUUAUUUUCCCAUUUUCUCUCAAAACUAAUCUUCCUUGUGAAUCUACCGCCAUUCUAGAUGCCAUCAUUCUGUAUAUACGUUAAAAAUAAUAUUAAAGAUAACUCUUCGUCGAUCAAGCAAGAAGAAUAUAAAAUAUAUGGAUAUAUCAAAAAAGAAUAUAUUUAUUCUUACUGUAAGUACGCAGCACUUGGUAUUAUAGAUCCAUCCUUGUAUUCGGCUAUGCAUUGUAACAAUUCAAUGCUAGGAUUCCAACUUUUAGUUUGCAAAUAUGCUUGAAUUAACAUAUACGUUUUCUCUGUUACAUAUCCCGCACUGCUGGGGUUACCAGGAUAUCCAGAACCUCCACCCGGUGGACCCAUCUCUGUUUGCAUACCUUUGGCAACAAUAUUUUUCAUAGUUUCUGCCAAGUCCAUUCUAUAUACAAAAUAAAGUCAAUAAUAAAACCUCGUCAUAUAAUCAA